AGGCCUUAAACAUCUGCAAGAUACAACCCACCCGAAGAGGAUGCCGUGCCGGAGUAAAAACCAAAGGUCAACACAUUCCAGUGAUCGCCCGUCCCAGACAACACCAUGGUGAAAACACGGUCAGAAGGACCGCAUCCAAUCUGCCUGGUAGCUUUGGCUUUCUCGGCUUCAAUUGGAAUACUUCUCGUGGUCCUGUCAUGUGCUCUGCCAACAUGGAGUCAGCAGUGGUGGCCAAUGUUUGUGGUAACAUUUUAUGUGCUGUCUCCUGUGCCUAUGCUUGUGGGGAAUCGUAUAUCCAAUAUUGACAGCUUAGGAGCAGCAAGUAGUGCUCUACGUGAACUGUGCAUUUUCCUUACUACUGGUAUUGUGGUUUCUGCAUAUGGACUACCGUUAGUGUUUGCUCACACCGGUGUGAUUGAACUUGGACCUGCUCUUCUUGUCUUGGCCGGAAAUACGUGGUGUUUUGUGACAAUUUUGAUGUUUUUCAUCAUCUUCAACCGCAAUGAUGAUUUUGAGUUUCAGGUUUGGUGAACAGGCCUGUUUUGCAAAGGACACGUCGCCAGGGGAAGUAAGGGGUGUUGACAAUCAAUUUUUUUGGAACUUAGCUUUGAAUUAUGGCACAUUUUGCCGACAGACACACGUUUUUGCUUUCCCGAACCCGCUUCUCCCCCCCCCCCCAAAAAAAAUGUUGUCACAACCCUCCACCCCAGGCCCCCCCCCCCGUUACAUCUGUGCCUGUUUUGUAUUAAUUUCAUUCGUGUCAAUUUUAAUUUUGUGUCAAUCGUAUUUUGAUUCAGAAUCAUUAGGGAUUCAAACUUCAAUGUACAUGUAUAAUCAUUAAAAAAAAAUAUAUUUUUUUUGUAUUAGUUCAUGCAUGACAACAUUAUGCGCGUGUGUGGGAUAGAUCUCGUUAAAAAAAAAAUGGAUAGGGUUGUAAAAUAUGGUGGAAAAUCCGGUUACGUGAGGAACUAGGUAUAGUAUAUGGUUUGAUUUUUUGGUAUUUGGAGAUUUCCACACUUAUCGGUCCAAUAGUGUAACAUUUGAGAAUACCUUUUUUGAGUUUUGAAAAUAAAACUAAGAUCUUGGUCCCUCCAUUUUUGCUGUAAACAUUGCAAGCUUUUGAGCAAAGGAUGUAACUGGUUUUGUAUUUUAGGAAAUACGGUGGAAAUUGUUUUUGUUUUCUUUUCAAUUAAGUGUUAAGAACGAAGGACACACAUUUCAGAUAAAGUCACUAGGUAAGCAUAACCUUAAUAAUUUCCUAACUUGGCUGAUUUAAGAAGAAGUAACCGGGAGGAAUGAGGUCAAUCAAAACCUAGAAAGUUAACGUGAAGAAUUAUUUGCUCUUUUAUAAUCAGGAUUUAUACGUACGAACAGACGAGUGUUGAUUGCAAAUAAUUUGAAGUUUGACCACAUCCACAAGUCCUCGUGAAGCUUAAAAUGGACUAGUUGGUAAAGCAACAGGCAUGCGAAUGUCUUAUAAUCAUUUGAAAUUGUUGACGUACAAAUUGUAAAUUUCAAAGGUAGCGAUUGUAUAAAUAAGAACGAGAUUUUGGGAUUGCAACUUGAAACGAUGUAUCAUUUCGAGCACCACUCAAAGGAGCGACUUUUUUUGUUCUUACAGCGGGCUUUGCGUUGGAUAUGUUUUGUAAUUACUCCCAAGAUAUACAGGGUGUAUCAAAAAAAGUAUACACUUAGAGAAAUGUAUAAAAAAAAAAAAGGAUGUUUUAUAAUUUUUCAAAAAUCUGUCACGAAAUAUUGAUGGACCAAGGUCUUACGCAAAGAAAUGGUGGCCACGGCGAAGACUGAAUCGUGCAUGCAUGAAGUGCAAACGUUGCAUUCCCUCAUGACGAGUACCAUUAGGCCUAAUCAUUGACUUGUAAGGUCAUGCUGUUGUAACACUCAUGUGUACACUAGUGUACACUCAUGCGGAACAGCUGAAGAUUGACAUGGUGGCAAUUGAAGCGUAAGACCUUGGUGCAUCAAACUUUAGUGACAAAUUUUUGAAAAAUUAUAAAACAUCCUUUUUAGAUAUAUUUCUCUAAGUGUAUACUUUUUUUUGAUACGCCCUAUAUUGUGUUUUGCAAGCAUUCAAUGGCAUGGUUGUAUGGCACCUGUACAAAAUUACCACUAAAAUUAAGUCUCCGAAAUGCUAAAUUUCAGUUAUGAGUGAUGUAUCUGUAAGAUGAGUUUUUAAACUCCAUAGGACUGUUGUUUGGUGUUAUUGAGUUUCCAUGGUGUGGUCAAAGGUCAUUAAUACAAAGCAACGUGUAAACCACUUUAAAAGUUUUGAAGUUGCUGCACGUUUUAGUUGGUGUUUAAUAAAAGACAAUUGUAAUGUCGAAAAAUUGACUUUUGUUCAUUAUGAGCUUUAUUGAUAAAAUGUUUCGUAGAAUUUCUCUGGAAGAACACGAAUUUCAAAAAAUUCAAUCCAAAUCUUGAUUUGGGUUAUUUUUUUUACCCAAAACUAUGUGGUUUUUUGUUUUAAUUGUUUUGGUUUCUAUCACGUCCGCAUAUUUUCGGACGUAAUAGAAACCAUGUUUGGUUUCUAUUACGUCCGCAUACAUUUGCAAAAUUUCCUUUUAAUUUGUUUUCCCUUAAUGGCAGUCCUAGUGAGGUUAGUGUGAAAUAUAUUUUUUUUAAUACAAAGCAACGUGUAAACCACUUUAAAUUCUUGCAAUUUAGAGUUUUGAAGUGAUUUCCUAGAAUUUCUGUGGAAGAACACGUAUUUAAAACAAUUCAAUCCAAAUCUUGAUUUAGUUUAUUUUUUAACCCAAAACUAUGUGGUUUUGUUUAUUUUUUUUUGGUUUCUAUCACGUCCGCAUAUUUUUUUCGGACGUGAGAGAAACCAUGUUUUGGUUUCUAUUACGUCCGCAUACAUUUGCAAAAUUUCCUUUUAAUUUGUUUUCCCAUAAUGGUAGUCCUAGUGAGGUUAGUGUGAAUUAUUUUUUUUUAAUGCACAGCAACGUGUAAAUCACUUUAAAUUCUUGAAAUUUAGAGUUUUGAAGUUGCUGCACGGUUUAGUUGGGGUUUAAUAUUCACAAUUGUAAUGUCGAAAAAUUGACUUUUGUUCAUUAUGAGCUUUAUUGAUGAAAUGAUUUCCUGGAAUUUCUGUGGAAGAACAUGAAUAAAAAAACAAUUCAAUCCAAAUCUUGAUUUUAGUUUAUUUUUUAACCCAAAACUAUGCGUUUUGUAAAAUUAUAUAUAUUGGUUUCUUUCACGUCCGCAUAUUUUUUUCGGACGUGAGAGAACCAUGUUUAGGUUUCUAUUACGUCCGCAUACAUUUGCAAAAUUUCCUUUUAAUUUGUUUUCCCUUAAUGGCAGUCCUAGUGAGGUUAGUGUGAAUUAUUUUUUUAAAUGCAAUGCAACGUGUAAACCACUUUAAAUUUUCGCAAUUUAGAGUUUUGAAGUUGCUGCACGUUUUAGUUGGUGUUUAAUAAAAGACAAUUGUAAUGUCGAAAAAUUGA
This is a messenger RNA of Patiria miniata (bat star), 3464 nucleotides long. RefSeq names its product leptin receptor overlapping transcript-like 1. The record is from RefSeq and is a predicted model, not a curated record. Bases 106 to 531 code for a protein of 141 amino acids. Gene Ontology annotation, cellular component: endosome. The transcript has 4 exons. NCBI's taxonomy places the organism in Eukaryota, Metazoa, Echinodermata, Asteroidea, Valvatida, Asterinidae. Gene Ontology annotation, biological process: late endosome to vacuole transport via multivesicular body sorting pathway.